Molecule: messenger RNA, 3296 nt
Organism: Dermacentor silvarum
Lineage: Eukaryota; Metazoa; Arthropoda; Arachnida; Ixodida; Ixodidae
Gene: slmo
Product: PRELI domain containing protein 3B-like
Exons: 6
Coding region: 169-798 (209 amino acids)
Biological process (GO): phospholipid transport
Cellular component (GO): mitochondrial intermembrane space
Molecular function (GO): phosphatidic acid transfer activity
Source: RefSeq, a predicted model, not a curated record
GACUCGCCGGAGCAGCCGCAAGCAGCAGGCUAAAGCUGGCCACAGCUAGUAGCGAUUCAUUCAAAAACAACGCUCUUUCUUGAAUUUGGAGCAUCUAAAGGAGAGCUUGGCAUUUUAAGGCUUUUGUAACGAUUAUUGAAGUUCACCUAUUGGAAGGAAACGCUUGAAAUGAAAAUCUGGACGUCAGAACAUACAUUCAAUCAUCCAUGGGAGACUGUUGCCCAGGCUGCAUGGCGCAAAUACCCCAAUCCAAUGAACCCUGCUGUGGUUGGCAUUGAUGUGGUAGACAGACAGGUGCAUAAUGGUGUCCUCAAGAGUCAUCGCCUUAUCAGCACAGCAUGGGGAUUUCCUGCAUGGGCACAGAGGAUUCUGGGUGCUGACCGAACCUGCUAUGCUAGCGAACACUCUGUGGUGGAUCCUGCACGGCGUACCAUGACUAUGCUGUCAAGAAACCUGACCUUCUGUAAUGAGAUUUCCAUUGUGGAAAAACUUACCUACACAGAACACCCUCAGCACAAGGGCAACACAUUAAUGACUCAGGAAGCAGUCAUCACAAUCAGGGGUGUGCCUUUGAGCAGCUACUUGGAAGACUUCGUAGCCAAAGCAAUCUCUUCAAAUGCUGGAAAGGGACGCUUGGCUAUGGAGUGGGUUAUUGGUCGUAUGAGCCAAGAGGUACAAGAACUGACAAGCCGAACUGUGAAGAGCGUCGACGGGAUCAUCACAUCAGCUGCCAAGAAAAGUAUGGAUGACUUGAGCCACUUGGCUGCAUCAGAGCCACACUACCACUUCAAGAACUGACACUGGGCCCUAGCUAACUGCAUGUUUUUAAAAGGAAGAAGCAAGACACCAGAUUAGGAAACUUAACCAAUUGAGGACAAGUGGCUACCUGUCUGAAUGGCCAUUUGUGCUUUUUGUGUCAAUAUGAGCAUGGUGAUGGAAGAGCUCAUCUUGAAAGGUGGACAUUUUUAGGUUGUCAGUGUUUGUGGAGGUCUUUGACCAAUUUCCAUCGUGGUGUGCCCACACGAAGGUUGUGCAUUUGUCAUGCAUGUACUAUGUUCUUGAUGUGUUUCGCAUUCAAAUGAGCACAGUGCGCACAUGGACAGCUGCGUGACAUGUUGGCAGGGACUGCUUUGUCACUGUUGAAAGGCGAGUCAGGCUAGCUGGCUGGAAUUAGUGUGUGCAGUUGAGUGCAUGUUUGUGGCACUGUAGAUUGUCCAUUUAUAUGAGUGGAUCUGCAGCAGUGACUUUUUUUUUUUAAGGAAGUCUGGAAGUGAGUGGAUGCUGCUCUGGAGGAGCCUUGUAUUUUUGUCAGAAUUGCAUUUGCUAGUACUUUUUAGCCAGUUGGUGUAAACAGAUUGAGAUUUCUCUCAUACUGUAGCUAAUAAACUUGCAUUCUCAUUUGGCUCAAAGAUGGUAUUUGUUCCAGAAAUGGAAAUCAAAAUUUUAAAUAGAUUGGUCAUAAGGGUAGUGAUGCUAGAAAUAACUGGUAUUUGGUCUUUGUCAUGAUACCAAAGUUGUAACCUCAGGCAGUUUUUCUGCAGCGGGCUGGGGAGAAUUAUACUGGUCUUUUGCCUGUGCUGUAGUGUAUGCUUUAUGUAUGUGCUGUACCAGCUCACUAGUGUCAGCUGCAUGUUAUUUAAUAUUUGUGAACAUAGGCAUUCAAUUUUAUUAUGUAAUGGAAUACAUUUUUGUGCCAGCACAUUUCUUGGUUUCUGUUUAGGGAGCCACUUCAUGUAUGUGAACCCUUGCAGACCAGUUGUGCAACGAUUAUACACUAGAAAUCCUGAUGUGCUUUUCUGCAAUUUGCAGAAAUGCUACUGUUCAUGCAUAUUGCAUUUUUUUAGGUGUCUUCAAAUAAUGCAUGUUGCCGCAGAAUGUGGAGAUACGUACAAGCCUAUAAACUAUGCUUCCUAUGGCAGAUCUUUUCAUUCUUGCAGAUUCAUUCAGAGGGUGCAUUAGGUUUUUCUCAUCUUUCUGCUGCUGUUGUGAAGCUUGUAUUGUAAGCAAGAUCAUUGUUACAUGUUGAUUUAACUUGUGUUAUCAGCUACAGUGAAAAUGAGAUUUCGAAAUGUUACUCGUUUAUUUCGGCAAAUAAUGUGGUUACAUACUGUUAUGUAUGAAUACUUUCUUCAGCGUAAUGCAGUAGCUUUUCAUUUAGAAUUGCAAAUGUUGAUCUGGUGGAUGUGUGGGGAGGCUUUGAGUAUUGGGACUCUUCCUACAUAAUAUGACAGGGGUUUCAAACAUGUAGCCUGUGGAACACCUUUGUGACUCGCUUGUGCUCGCACAUCCUAGACCCUGUCGCAGUGUGGCCUGCGAGAGCCAGGUACCAUGUCUGCAGCUCAAUGCCCGACUUGAGACCUCAGCUGUUAAGAGUCCCAGAAAGCAUGAUGGUCAUGCUGCAGGAUGCAUUCUGUCGAACAGUUUAAUAAAAAUCCUGCGUUGAGAACAAGUAGUCCAGCAACUGCAGCCAAAUUUGCAAGCACACAUUUUUUUUACUGCAUUGAAAAAAUGUGCCACAGAUGCUUUUCUUUGUUUUUUGUUGUGUUCAAGCAGUUGGUAGAGGCGGAAGAUUUUUAUGAAAGCAUAGUUAUGGUAGUGCAGAGCCUCACUUUUAAUCUGAAAUCUAGAGGAAGGUGUGCAGGCAUAAUAAUUCAAUUUGCUGCAAUUGAAGACACAAGUGUGACUGCCACUUUCGCUAGGUCUUUCAAAUGUGAUCAUGUAGUCUAGCGCACAACUGCACCCGUCUCUCAUGUCAGCUGUUGGCUGCAUACAUUUCUUGUUUGUACCUGCCAAUUGUGUUGCCUAACACUUUUACUGUUUCGCUGCUGCAAAUUUGUCAGUCUUGGAGCACAAUUUUUGGUGUUGUGAUUUUAUAGGUGCCGACGUGUUUGACUGUGGCCCGUGUUGCAGGGCUGUAUCGUGCAAAGUUGCGUCCAGUGUCUUGACUUUGGUUGCUUGCGCAACCGUGAAAUACAGCUUUGUGUAAGCAAUGUGGGAUCAGCCAGUACCUUGAAACAUUCUUCCACUCUUGCUUUAGCAUAGAUGUUGGACUGAGUAGACGGAGAGUGUGCAUGCAUGCAUUUGCUCCGGGAACAAAGGAAACAGGCUAUUUUUAUAAUGACCUGAACGUUUAAACAUUUGAUGCAAACCACACCUUGAUAUGUAUACGUGAAUACAGCCAUGUACUGUACAGUAUUUAAUUCUCCAGAUUAGAGUUUUCUCUACAACAGGCAAGCUUAAAAAGAGAAGUGCUGUAAACAGUUUGGUACAAAUAAAAAUGGGAACAUUGUCACUGA